Molecule: messenger RNA, 796 nt
Organism: Leguminivora glycinivorella
Lineage: Eukaryota; Metazoa; Arthropoda; Insecta; Lepidoptera; Tortricidae
Product: rRNA-processing protein UTP23 homolog
Exons: 2
Coding region: 18-668 (216 amino acids)
Cellular component (GO): small-subunit processome; nucleolus
Molecular function (GO): small ribosomal subunit rRNA binding
Source: RefSeq, a predicted model, not a curated record
GUUCGUAAGUCAUCAAAAUGAAAAUCACACGCUACAAGAAAGUUCAAAAAUAUCUAAAGUUCUACUAUAACAACUUCGGUUUCCACCAGCCGUACCAAGUCUUGAUAGAUGGAACAUUUUGCUUCGCCGCAUUCACCGAACAUAUUAACAUCAAAGAGCAAGUACCCAAGUAUCUGAACAGCCAAGUAAAGCUCCUCACCACAAGAUGCAUCAUAAUCGAGACAGAGAAGAUCGCCAAGAAGACCCACGGUGCCCUGACCAUUUUGAAACAAUUCGGCACACAUGAAUGUGGCCACAAAGAAGCUAUAUCUGGAGCUAAUUGUAUCUUGUCUAUGGUUGGUAAGAAAAACCCUAAACAUUAUAUAGUGGCAACACAAGACAGGGACUUGCAAGAAAAACUAAGGCAGAAAGCUGGUAUGCCUCUUCUAUAUUUACAUAAUAAAUCUCCUACCUUUGAGAAACCUUCGCAAGCAAGCUACGACAAAGCAGGCAAAGCCCUAGAAGCCAACCCUUUCAUCACUGAAACUCAAAAUGAGGCUUUGAAAAUCAUGAAAGAAGUAUUUGGGGUGAAACAAGAAGAAUCUAAACAGAUAAUUAAAAAGAAAAAGCCCCACAAUCCAAAUCCUUUGUCCUGCAAAAAGAAAAAAAAUAAGCCGGCAAAAAGCUAGAAGCUUAAAGCGGGAGUGAGUGAGGGGAAAGUAAGGAAGCGGAAGAAAAAGAAGCUCCCUAAACAUUUGAAGGAGCAAUUGAAAAGUGCUGUGAAUACUUAAGUAAAAUAAAGGAUAUUGAGUAAGAA